GAGUGAUCCUUGAGCAGUUGGUUGGUGCAGACGUGUGUGCAGUUUUUUUUAAAAAAUCUAAACAUUUCUCCACUAAAUAAAAGUGUAUAGUUCAGAUUAGUACAAAAUGGGAAAGGAUUAUUAUAAAAUAUUGGGAAUAGCAAAAGGAGCAAGUGACGACGAUAUUAAGAAGGCUUACAGAAAAUUAGCACUCAAGUACCAUCCAGACAAAAACAAGGCCCCCGGAGCUGAGGAACGGUUUAAAGAAGUGGCAGAAGCCUAUGAAGUUCUUUCGGACAAAAAGAAACGUGAUAUUUAUGACGCUUACGGCGAAGAGGGCCUAAAGGGUGGUCAGAGCGCUGGCGGAGGUGGACCCAGCAAUGGCAAUUUCCAAUACACCUUCCAUGGAGAUCCAAGAGCUACUUUUGCACAAUUUUUCGGUAACGCUAGUCCAUUUUCGACGUUCUUUGACUUUGGAGGCAGCAACCGAAUGUUCAACAUUCAUGAUGAUGACAUGGAUGUGGAUGAUCCGUUUGCUUCGUUAGGUGUAGGAGGUCCACCAAGACCAGGCGGUGCUUUCCGUAGUCACUCGUUCAAUUUCCAUGGAAGCCCAAACAGAAAUAAGGACAAACUACAAGAUCCUGCCAUUGAACAUGACCUGUAUGUGUCACUUGAAGACAUAACUAAAGGAUGCAUGAAGAAAAUGAAAAUAAGUAGAAAAGUUUUACAACCUGACGGCACAACAAAGAAAGAAGACAAAGUUUUGACUAUCAAUGUUAAACCAGGAUGGAAAGCUGGCACUAAAAUUACAUUCCAAAGAGAAGGAGACCAAGGAAGAAAUAAAAUUCCAGCCGAUAUUGUCUUCAUCAUAAGAGAUAAACCCCACCCACUAUUUAAAAGGGAAGGUAGUGACAUCAGAUACACUGCUAAAGUCACACUCAAACAGGCAUUAUGUGGUUGCACUAUAGAAGUACCAACAUUGUCUGGUGAUAAGUUUCCUCUUCAUUUUACUAAUGAAACCAUAAAACCAACCACUGUGAAACACAUCCCAGGCUAUGGUCUUCCACUUCCCAAAGAACCAUCAAGACGUGGUGAUCUAUUAGUCAGCUUUGAUAUCAAAUUUCCUGAUCAUUUGUCAUCAUCAAUUAAAGAUAUAUUGUAUGAUACUCUUCCUAAUUAAUUUUUUAAUUUUUAAGUUUUAGUAUGAAUGAAGUUUGUACGUUUUAGUACAUUGGUGUGACUGUUUUAUUAAUAUAAAGCAAUAUUAAUGUAAAUAAUGCUUGUACACUUGUUGACAUUGAAAUUUAAGAAUAGUUUUUGUUUAUUAUUAUUGGCAUCAGAUACUUUUUAUUACUCAUACUUUUUUUUGUGUACAAGAUUCAUAGUUUGUUUUGGUACAUACUAUAUAUAUAUAUAUACAUAUAUACGUAUAUAUAGAUUUGUUGUAAAUUAUUUUAGUAUUAAGCAAAUGUGUUAAUAAAUUAUUUUUUUACCUAUA
This is a messenger RNA of Aethina tumida (small hive beetle), 1477 nucleotides long. RefSeq names its product dnaJ protein homolog 1. Gene Ontology annotation, biological process: negative regulation of transcription by RNA polymerase II. Gene Ontology annotation, cellular component: cytosol. The coding region runs from base 107 to 1159 and encodes 350 amino acids. The record is from RefSeq and is a predicted model, not a curated record. The transcript has 2 exons. Lineage: Eukaryota; Metazoa; Arthropoda; Insecta; Coleoptera; Nitidulidae. Gene Ontology annotation, molecular function: protein-folding chaperone binding.